Molecule: messenger RNA, 570 nt
Organism: Cooperia oncophora
Lineage: Eukaryota; Metazoa; Nematoda; Chromadorea; Rhabditida; Trichostrongylidae
Source: the annotation of a GenBank genome assembly
AUGAAUUUUUUAGAGAAACCCAAAAACGUCGAUGUUCUUCUCAAUACCAAAUUUAUACAAGGACGCUUGGUAAUCACGAAUAAUAAAGGACUUGGUUCCUUCCAUUACUUGAGGAACGUUGAAGAGAUAGGAACACCAGAUGUAGGGGAGCUCGAUAUGCCGAAUUUGAAUAGGGUUGUGCAGAAUGAAAACGACGAAAUACGAGUACGAAUCCGCCAUAAUAAAAUACUCCUACUGACCGAAGAAGAAGUGUCUUCUCUCAAAAAAGCAGCCGGUGGAGAAGAGCACACGGAUCUUAAUGAGCAUCAUUUACGUAGAAAUAGGAAGAAGAAGACUGAACUAACGAUACUAGAAGCUUUGUUCAUAAUUUUCGUUAUAUUGCUACUGGUUCUGGUUCUUUUGUUGUUGAUGCUUAUAAAGAACAGAAUGCGCCCUUCAUCUGGUCUACCGCGGCCACCAUUUCGAAUCUCAAAAAAGUCCCAGGCUAUACUACUGGAUAUGUCCAAGACUGUUAUGACUUUCAAAUGCUUAGGAUUGCUUGAGAGAUCGAUGGUCUCGGGUACUAUUUAG